AUGGCAGUUUCUUCUUCUUCAGAGCCGCAGAGCGCCCUCAGGAAGGAGAAGAACGUAAAGGGGCACGGUAGGGGCAGGAGGAUCCGAGUGUCCGCUCCAUGUGCUGCUCGAAUCUUCCAGCUAAAGGAAGACUUGGGUUUGAAGUCUGAGGGCGAGACAAUUCUGUGGCUUCUCAAACAUGCAGAGGAGUCCAUCGCUAGGGCAAAUGGUGGGACCCCAAAACUCAGGGAGACAGAUAAAGAAGCUGAGCUUGUGGAUGACGAUGGUGGUUCGAGGACCGGAGGACAGGCGGCUGUAGGACCUCAUCCAGUGUUUAUACCAGGGAGAGGUUACUGGAUUGUGCCCGAAGAAGGUGGAGGGCCACAACAAGUGUGGCCCGUUCCCGUGGCUCUUACCCAUGGUAUUUGCACCACCAUGCAAGGUCCCGGCAGACUAACUGAAGAUCUGGGUUUGAAGUCUGAGGGUGAAACAAUUCAGUGGCUUCUCGAACAUGCAGAGGAGUCUAUCACUAGGGCAUAUGGUGGGAGCACCAAGAUCACUGAGACAGAUAAAGAAGCUGAGCUUGUCCAUGAUGAUGGUGGUUCGAAGACCCGAGGACAGGCGACUGUUGGACCUCGUCCAGUGUUUAUACCAGGGAGACGAUACUGGAUUGUGCCUCAAGGUGGAGGGCCACAACAAGUGUCGCCGGUGUCCAUAUAUGGCUCUUACCCAUGGUAUUUGCACCACGAGGCAAGAUCCCAGCUGUGCGGCAGAGUUUAA
Daucus carota subsp. sativus is the source of this 759-nucleotide messenger RNA. Its product is annotated as transcription factor TCP22-like. Bases 1 to 759 code for a protein of 252 amino acids. Gene Ontology annotation, molecular function: DNA-binding transcription factor activity; sequence-specific DNA binding. The transcript has 2 exons. Gene Ontology annotation, cellular component: nucleus. The record is from RefSeq and is a predicted model, not a curated record. Lineage: Eukaryota; Viridiplantae; Streptophyta; Magnoliopsida; Apiales; Apiaceae.